AUGAGCAUACGGUCCUCCAACGUUGGCUACACUUCACCCAGUGAUUUCGACGUUAACAUUCGCACCAACACUGGGUUUUACCCUACCGCGCCGCUCCCCCGACUACCGAACGGAUUCGCAGUCUGGGAGAACGCAUUAUCUACGGCAAAAGACAAGCUGGUCUUGGGCGAAGACAUCCCUGACAACGACCAUGCGCAGCGCGCCACCGGUGAGCGCUGGAGGGAGCAAAUACGGACCCUCCCGGUGAUCCGUACUGACGUCCUCAACACGGACAAACAGCUACUCCGUCGGGCACACAAAGUGCUCACGUUCUUGGUGCACUUUUACGCACAUUCCAUCCCCCCAAACGAACUCUCCGGUCCUAUCACUAUUCCACGCUCGUUAGUAUCGCCACUGCUGCAGGUCUCGAAAGAGCUGGGUAUGGCCCCGGUCGUCACCUUUUCCGAUGUGGUUUCCUGGAACUGGGAGUACAUCAACCCGGAGCUUCCCUUCUCCGCGGAGAACGUGCGCUUUGGCGUCGACCUCUUUGGUGGUUCGGAAGACGAGAGGAACUUUUUCGCAGGCAACGGCCUGGUCGAAAUUCGCGGCGUGGAAAUGCUGCAAAUAUUCAACGACUACCAACUGAUACCCGACGUCAGCAGCCCGUCUUCAAUGGGUAAAGUCAACCGCCUACUUGCUCGCCUCACCACCAUCAUCCAGGAGAUCAGCGAGAUCAUUACGUCAAUGCGGAACACCGUCGACCCGCAGAUGUUCUACUGGGAGGUUCGCCCCUGGCUGAACGGCUCCGGUGCUGGAAACCGCCCAGAAUGGAUAUAUGAGGGCGUCCCCGACACGUCGGUUCUCGACCUGGACGGGCCAUCGGCAGGCCAGAGUGGCGUCAUGCACGCGGUCGACACCUUCCUCGAUAUUGACCACAAGCUGAAAGCCCGUCGCCAGCCGGCACCAUCCGAGGAGAACAAGCGCGCUGACCGCGGCUUCAUGGAGAGGAUGAGGCGCUACAUGCCUGGAAGACACCGAGACUACCUCAGCAGCCUGGCAGCGAACCCACGUCCUGUCCGGGAGCUGGCCAAUAACAGUCCGGCUAUCAAGGACUCCUACAACGGUGCAGUUAUGGCGUUGAAGAAGCUCCGGGACGCGCAUGUGCGGAUCGCCACGCUGUACGUCAUCUCGAUGGCGAGGUCGAACCCUCCUCCUGGCUGCCCACUAUACGCUAUGCAGCAGAGGAUGGAGAGAGAACGGGCACAGCAGAGGGGGCCGGCGACAGGCACCGGUGGCACACAACUAUCCAUGCUGCUGAAGGCGGGUCGGGAUGCGACGCACCGUGCUGUGCUGAAAAAUGACUGA
Coniophora puteana RWD-64-598 SS2 is the source of this 1344-nucleotide messenger RNA. Its product is annotated as Indoleamine 2,3-dioxygenase. NCBI's taxonomy places the organism in Eukaryota, Fungi, Basidiomycota, Agaricomycetes, Boletales, Coniophoraceae. The transcript has 2 exons. Gene Ontology annotation, molecular function: heme binding; indoleamine 2,3-dioxygenase activity; metal ion binding. Gene Ontology annotation, biological process: 'de novo' NAD+ biosynthetic process from L-tryptophan. Gene Ontology annotation, cellular component: cytoplasm. Bases 1 to 1344 code for a protein of 447 amino acids. The record is from RefSeq and is a predicted model, not a curated record.